AUGGCCAUCUCGCGACCUCGUCGAGCGGCGCGAUGGGCGCAGACUCCGGCAACAGAACGACGCGACUUGGCACACGUCCAAAGGUGGGAACGAGCAAAACGCGACGAAAGCCAUCCGAGCCGCAGUUUCGCGCCGUACAACGUUGGUGUCGACGUACCCCAAUACGACGCCGACGUGUACGAGAAACACCUCAUCAGCGAAGGCUGGACCAAGGAAGAGACCGACUACUUGGUCGAGACAUAUCGCGAGUGCAAUGGCAAAUGGCCCGUCGUCGCAGAUCACUACGCAUACGAAGGCUCAGAGCGCUCGAUGGAGGACAUGAAGGCCCGCUACUACACCAUAUCAGCUGCCUUGCUCGCUCUGGCCACGCCCAUAUCGUCCAUGACCGCUGCAGACUACACCCAAUACGAAACCCUGUCCAACUUCAAACCCGAGCAAGAAACCUCCCGCAAACGCCUCGCCGAAGGCCACCUCUACCGCCGCGCCAACGAAGUCGACGAAGAAUCCGUCCUCCUCGGCGAAUUGCAGCGUAUAAUGCUCAACCAAGCCACCCUCGACAGCCAGCGCGAAGACCUGCGCAAACGACUCGAUCACCCCUCCCCCAACACCAACAGCUACCAAUACAACACCUCCCAAGCCCUCACGGGUCUAUGGCAACAACUCCUCGCCCAAGACCGCCUCAAGAAGAACCCUCGCCUCCGCCCCACCGGCAAUCCAGCUUACGAUGGCCUCCCCGGCACGGCCCCCAUCUCUGCCCGCCCCCGCGACUCCCUCACGGCCCAAGCCUCCGACCCCAACACCCUCCCCGCCCGCCGCCCAACCCGCGACUCCCUCCCCUCCGCAACGCCCCAAUCCGCCCUCCCCACCGACCUUUCAAAAUCCGACAUGUCCCGCUUCGGCGUGAUCCACACAACCGACAAACUCCCCAGCGGCAUCUCCUUCGCGUCAGAUAAACUGAGUAAGCCUCGGAUCGCCAAGAGCACCAUCCAGACGGAGAAGAUUGCGGCGAUACUGCAGAACGUCGGUGUGCAGGAUUUGAUUCCGUUGCCGACGGGAAGUGUUAUUGAGGUCUUUGAGGGGAUUAUGGGCAAGGUGCAGACGCUGCUUGAUAUGAGGAAGUUGGCGGAGAAGGAGGAGCAGGAGAUUAAAAUCAGGGAUGCUGAGAAGGCGUGA
Messenger RNA from Fulvia fulva, 1173 nucleotides. Its product is annotated as SWR1-complex protein 4. Gene Ontology annotation, biological process: DNA repair; chromatin remodeling; negative regulation of transcription by RNA polymerase II. Gene Ontology annotation, molecular function: transcription corepressor activity. NCBI's taxonomy places the organism in Eukaryota, Fungi, Ascomycota, Dothideomycetes, Mycosphaerellales, Mycosphaerellaceae. Bases 1 to 1173 code for a protein of 390 amino acids. The record is from RefSeq and is a predicted model, not a curated record. The transcript has a single exon. Gene Ontology annotation, cellular component: Swr1 complex; NuA4 histone acetyltransferase complex.